Messenger RNA from Cololabis saira (Pacific saury), 3455 nucleotides. Its product is annotated as ly6/PLAUR domain-containing protein 1-like. The record is from RefSeq and is a predicted model, not a curated record. The transcript is spliced from 3 exons. Gene Ontology annotation, biological process: acetylcholine receptor signaling pathway. Lineage: Eukaryota; Metazoa; Chordata; Actinopteri; Beloniformes; Belonidae. Gene Ontology annotation, molecular function: acetylcholine receptor inhibitor activity. Bases 185 to 592 code for a protein of 135 amino acids.
CAGCAGCAGCGGGAGAUGCGCGGAUCCGCGUCCUGGUUUCCUCCGAGCCGCUCCGCUCUCCUCCCGAUCCCCGUCUUCUCAACAAGUUCCCCUUUUUCCUAUUAGUUUUGAUUCUAUUUAAUUGUAUUUAUUUAUUUCUCGUGCCGGGUCUGAUGUUUCUCCUCCGAGCGUCAUUUGGGAGAGGAUGCGUCUGCUCGUCUUUGCGACUUUAUUGGGAGUGUUUCUGGACGCAGGAAACGCCCUUCAGAUCCAGUGCUACCAGUGUGAGGAGAUGAAGCACAAUGACUGCUCGACGCCGGAGUUCAUCGUCAACUGCACGGUCAACGUGCAGGACAUGUGCCAGAAGGAGGUGCUGGUCAAACCUGACGGGAUCCAUUAUCGGAAGUCCUGCGCGUCCUCCGGGGCGUGCCUCAUCGCCUCCUCCGGCUACCAGCAGUUCUGCACCGGCAGGCUGAACUCGGUGUGCAUCACCUGCUGCAACACGCCGCUCUGCAACGGCCCCAAGAGGAAGCGGCCCUUCCCGUCGGCGGCAGCGCCGAGCCGGCCUCGGCUCCUCCUCCCGCUGGCCCUGCUGCUCCUCCCGCUGGCGUAGACGCUCCCGCCACUUCACAGCUGUACAGUUAUGCUCACAUUCUCAGUUAGUCUCCUGUAUUUGAUGGGACUGUCCUCUAAUCUACUCCAACAGGCAAACUAGUAUGUUAUUCACAAGCUUUUGAUCCGAGAGAAAUCAUACAUCUCAAUGAAACCUUAGAUUUUAAGCUUUAUAGCAUUUUAACACCCAUUCAACAUGAUUUAGGACCUGUGCAAAACAAAUAUGUGCAAAUGAGUAAAUCUGAUUGGAGUGUACUGAUUUCAGGCCUCAGGCAAGGCAGCCAUAUAACGAAUGGCGCCGUGGCUGAAUAUGGUGAAAACCUGAAGAGAUGGGGGAAGUAUAUUAUUUAGAAAAACAAAGUUGAUGGACUUCAGAUGUGUAAAGCAGCACCACGGAGGAGCGUUGCUGUUUUGUUUUGUUUUGUUUUGUUCCUUUUUUUGCUCUGGGGGCCCCCUACAGUUCAGAUUUUGGUCCAGCAUCGUUAAAAAUACCCGUUACCAAAGCCCCGCCCAAAGAUACUGCUGCAUGUGGAUCUGUUUACCGGUAUAAUCACCCAGUCUACUGAACAAACAAAGACUACAGAUGAAACCCAACAUAGUAACACCUGAAAGCUGUAAUGAGCCCUGAUAUUCUUUUUUCUGCCAUGCUGUGGUCAAAGUGGGCAAAAGCACUGAACACAAACUCGGAAAAGCCGCAAUCAGAAACGACCAGGAAGCUAAAUUAGCUUUACAAAAGCAGCUGACACAAAAUGAAGCGAGCUGGAAACUAGCUUGGCGCACUAAAGCUCACAGAACCUGACAGGAAUUGGCAGAAAACUCUCGUUUCAGUUAAAAACAUUACACCCGCACCGUGUCGUAACCUUUGCAGAAGUGCCUGGGACGACCACCAGGGGGCGGCUCCAACACCGGCUCACUGACCUCCAUGUUAAAAUGUCCAACUUUAGAGCAGAAAUCAAAUAGAUGGAUAAUUAGGGGCGGUAGCUGUUAGCUGUCGUCACUUUAGCUACUUAGCGCUUAGCAUAUCCCGCAAGCUUGACGUGAGACCAAAAAUGUAUCAUCACUUUCAUAUAAAGGCUGUUAUGGCUGGUUGUGUUAAUGCUGCUAACAGGCCCCUGCGACAGGUCUGCGUUGGCAUGGAAGAGUCCGGGCGUGAAGGCUCUCCUGCUCUCCUGCUGUCCGCUAGCCAGAGCUAGCCGGCCCCUGGUGUAGCCGGAACAGGCCAGGAUCUUGUUUCUCUCUACUUCUGGUCCUUGGCUUCUCCGACACCAGUGCCCUGAUCGGACCGAGAGUCGGAGCCCACCAGCUUGUGGCUAACAGAGCUAGCGUAGCUAGAUAAGUGCGCUUGUGAAACGUCGUCCGUCACAGCCGAAGUACCAGUGAAAUCUAAAGUCAAGUGUGGUUGAAAUCCCCAGACGUUUAUGGCCGAUACCUCCAGUUUAGACCCGUGAAGACUUUAAAUGGCAAAAUAUCCCACAAUGCAUUUCACAUCCACUAGAACAAGUAACAGCAGAGGAGAAAAUAUUAAAAGAAAAAGUUAUAACCUAAUUGAUGUGUAAUAGAAUAUAGUGUUAAGAUGUUUUCAUGAGAGAUUAACGUUGUUCUGACUUCAAAUUUGACAUUUUUAGGCCUCUCGUAACAUAUGUCAGCCGUUUGUGGUGAUUAAUAUGCAUGCCAGCUGUUUCUGCGUGCAUAUUUAUCACUAUAAACGUCGGAGGCGCGCUGCCGCUGCUAGCAUUCAUGUGAGUAUUGCGAAUCACAGACACGUUGCAUAUCUUUUGUAGGACUUGCACGACCAACGAUGAAGACAAACAGGUCCGAACCUCACAGUCGUAUCAGGGUGUCGGUCUCAUGUUUGGCUGUAAGAAGCAUUAAUAUCACGUAUCUUUGUAUCAGGAUCCUUGAAGGACGGACGUUCAAGGAAACUACUGAUGUAAGCAAAGCUGAAUCAACAAAUGUUUUUCUCGCAGGAGCAGCUGACUUUUCGCUUAAUAUCCUUUGCUUUUUGUCAAGUGGGGUGUUUGUGAACAUUCUUGACGCUUUCGCUUGUGUUCUUUUAAGUCAUUCAUGACAUGAAAGCGCCGUGGGUUCUUACAGCGCUUCCUGCCGUCGUUGCAUGGAUCACGUUGUAUUUUAAACGUUAAAAGUUUCUGGAUGUUCUAACCCGGGCUAUAAAACUGAAUUUUGAGGUUUUUGAGGCAGCUUGCUGCACAUCAUUCUGUCACUUUUACGCAUAUUAUCCACUGCCACACUGAAUCGAUUGUCAUUUAACUGCAGGGGAUAUGAAGGAUGCUGAAAUGGUUUUGAAAGACCCAAUAGAUUUAUCUUUUUCUUUCACCCUCAUCCAUAAAAUUGAAAUGAUUGUCCCAGAAUAAAAAGCUUAUUAGUGACAUUAAUGAGAGUUCAUAUUACUUUGUGAAAUGAGAUAUUGAACUGUUUUUGGACUAAAGGGCACUAAAUGAUAACGUUUAUGUAACUUGGUGCACUAUGAAGAACGAUCUCAAGAUUAAAAGUCAGUCCAGAUCGCUGCAAGAAGAAAUCUGAGCAGUCUGAUGUGCUUACAAACUUUCAUAUUUAUAUUCCCCCUUUUUCUGCUCGCUUUAGGUUCAUCUCUCAGCUUGUACAGUAUUGUUGGUAAAUAUUAAUAGUGACUGUGCUGUGGACCAAAAAAAACAGUGCUCACAUUCUCACGUUGUAUUUCAAAGCUGCACAUGACUGGUUUUAGGGCAGAAGAAUAAUCCACCGGUGACAUUGUUUCACAGUAUUUUAUUCAUGAGAUCUGAGCAAUGUUCAAGGUGGUUUUUCUCCUUUUUUUUAUUUAUUUCCUCUGAAUGGUCCUCUGUGAAGAGUAACGCUGUAUUCUGCUG